Molecule: messenger RNA, 819 nt
Organism: Encephalitozoon hellem ATCC 50504
Lineage: Eukaryota; Fungi; Microsporidia; Unikaryonidae
Product: polar tube protein 2
Exons: 1
Coding region: 1-819 (272 amino acids)
Source: RefSeq, a predicted model, not a curated record
AUGUUGUUACUUUUCACCGUAGUUACUCUUGUUAGCGCUGCACAGGUGGCACCUGUAACUCCGCAGGCAGCUGUACCUACACAAUUCCUUCCUGGUGCCCAGCAAAAGAUUGGCGGUGUGGACAACAGAUGUGCCAACAAGCAAGUAGAAGGUGUUCAAAUAUUUCAAGGAAACAUGGCCGAUUGCCUGAAAAGAAACUCCGAGGCUGCAAAUGCAAUGGUUCAAAGAGCCAAGCAAAAGGCUUUAGAAAUCUACAAUAAGGAGAUUAGCAAGGGCCCCACACCAAAGGAUAGCGGCCAGUGCAUAGAAAGAGCUGUACAAGGUACUGACAGGUGUAUUCUUGCAAAAAUAAUCGACAAGGCUGUGAACAUGCUUAAGUACAGAAUCUCAAAGGUAGGAAAUGCUACAGCACUCUUCAGAGGAAACAAGCUAAUUUCUCUAAUUCUUAAUGUUGAUUAUGGACUUAAGCCAUUCUUUACUGUUGUAAAGAAGAAAACAAAGAGAGUGUUCCCCCAAGGGGAUGAGCUGAACUUCAAUGGAAUUGGUCAGCUUAUAGGAGUAAAAGGCACAUUCCCUCAAGACAAUAAUGAUGAAUGCAAGCCGUGUGACUCUCCAAAGAAGACUGUUGAGACUGUUGCUGAGGAAUGUAAUCUUGGGUGCCAGCUUAAGGGGACGCCUGGGUUGAUAAGCAGAGCCAUACAAAAGAAGGAGGUCAAGGAAAGCUCAAAGGACGGAGAAAAAAGCUCAACCCAGAACGGCGAAGGCACCACCGAUGAUGAAGAUGGACAGCAAUCUCCGGACGGUAAUGGACCAGAGUAA